CCACCCACCUCCAAGCUCUCUCCUCUCCAGGCCCCUGUGGCUACACGCCUGUGCGGCCCUUGGCCAUGCAGCUUAGAGGUAACAUAGCUGGAGGAUCCGAGCUCAAGCGAAGCUGGACCCAGGGGCCAAGCCCUAUCACUUUGCAGUAGAGACGCAGCCCUGCUCGACUCCGGUCCUGGGAGUCAGCCAGAAGUAUCUCACAGUUCCACAGGACAAAUUCCUUAGUCCUCUCACGGCCACGGCUCAGCCAGCAAUGAAGACAAGACUGGGUCCAGGCCUCCUGCUGCUGAUUUUCCUCUUCCCGGCCUGCCUGACUGCGGCCGGGAGAGAGACGCCGUACGAGAAGUUCCAAAGGCAGCAUGUCGACACCUCUGGGAGCUGGGAGCCCGACCCCAACCGCUACUGCAAUCUCAUGAUGCCGCGGAGGAACAUGACGGUGUCCUUCUGCAAAGAUCUCAACAGUUUCGUCCACGGGGCGCUGGCAAUGAUAACCGCUGUCUGCGGCUCAGGGGGGACAUGGCAUCACGAGGACUUUUACUACAGCAACUCUCCCUUCCAGGUCACUGACUGCCAGACAACGGGAGCGUCUCGCUGGCCCCGCUGCAUUUACAGGGGAGACAUCUGCAGUAAGAGAAUUUGUGUUGCCUGCAAAAAUGGGCAGCCUGUGCAUUUUGCCCGGCCGUCGGUGUGCGGUGGCCCAUGAGCCGUGGGGCAGACAUACAGCCCUGCAGCUCUUCCUGGGCUUUGGCAAUGCUGGCAGCCUUGGGCGCCCAUAGCUGCCGGACGCCAUCCCCAUCCUCCUCCCCAACAGAGUAUUUGGGCACCUCAUUGGGGACAGCAACAAAGACUGUUGUUCCUUUUUCUAUGGCAAAUUAUAACUGCCCCCUCCCCUGCCUGAAUUGGCUGCUGCCCCCUAGUGCUCAUUAUACAGUAU
Gopherus evgoodei (Goodes thornscrub tortoise) is the source of this 934-nucleotide messenger RNA. Its product is annotated as ribonuclease-like. Bases 254 to 703 code for a protein of 149 amino acids. NCBI's taxonomy places the organism in Eukaryota, Metazoa, Chordata, Testudines, Testudinidae. Gene Ontology annotation, molecular function: nucleic acid binding. The transcript is spliced from 2 exons. The record is from RefSeq and is a predicted model, not a curated record.